Aureobasidium pullulans EXF-150 is the source of this 2133-nucleotide messenger RNA. RefSeq lists its product as uncharacterized. The transcript has a single exon. Gene Ontology annotation, molecular function: microtubule minus-end binding; gamma-tubulin binding. The coding region runs from base 1 to 2133 and encodes 710 amino acids. NCBI's taxonomy places the organism in Eukaryota, Fungi, Ascomycota, Dothideomycetes, Dothideales, Saccotheciaceae. Gene Ontology annotation, cellular component: centrosome; gamma-tubulin complex; equatorial microtubule organizing center. The record is from RefSeq and is a predicted model, not a curated record. Gene Ontology annotation, biological process: spindle assembly; microtubule nucleation; mitotic cell cycle.
AUGCUCCACGAGGUCCUGCUCGCCCUCAGCGGCCAUCCCUCGCCGCUGUUCCCUGCGACUGGACCGUCCGGCCGAUCCGGUGACGCCCUUGUAGACAAAGACUUUCCACUGUUGUCAUCAUCAGAAGCGGCUUUAUUGGCGACGGUUGGCAAGCUCGCCAGUCUGCAUCGUCAAAUUCGAGACCAUGCAAGUCGAAUUGUAUCGCAGCAUCCUUCGACCAUCUGUCGUGCUAUAGCUGCUUCAUUACUGCGAACCCAUCUUGCCCGCUUCCGAGAGAAGAUCCUUGAUGUUGAAAGGCAGAUUUUGACCAAGGACACUGCCAUAGUCGGUGCAUACAACAUCGUACCUCUCUCUGCAGUUGUUGGCGAAUUUGAUGAUUGGAGUCGCCGCAUGGAAUGGUAUUGGAAUCUUGCAUGUUUCAUUCAACCUCUAGAUUCACGAGACGCAACUAAACCUGACCAAGCGACUGGAGCUGGGGUUAUUGAUCAUCUGAGAUCAGAACUGCAAACAGGUUUUCCGGACAUCGAAACUGCAGCAACCGAGUUGAGUUGUGUUGCUGACAAGGCAUGGCUGAAACAGGUGUCUGUGUGGCUGCUGUACGGCUUGCUUCCUAGUCACGGUGCUGAAGACUUCUUCGUCACGGUGCAAGAAUCUUCCGAGGGACCUCCAUCGUACGUCCUGAGACGUGAAUUGCUCCCCAAAUUCGUUUCACGACAGACCGGAAGCUCUUUGCUGUUCGUCGGAAAAUCAUUACAUCAAGUCAAACAGCACACGCAAGCUUCAUCAGCAUCACAAAUUGCGCAUGGUAAUGAGGAUGCUGCUCUUCUGAAUGCACAUCUUCAGUCUCUUACAUCGCUAUCAUUUCCCCUAAUUCCUGCUGCAUUCUCUACCACCAUAUCCUCAAUACGCUCAUCCCUAUCACAAAAGGUAUUGCAGCGCCUGCUUCCACCAGAUGAUAUCAAGCUUGUGCUUAGCACCUUCCGUCAAAUUCUGCUCCUGGACCGAGGUGAAUUUGCAGUCUUCUUGAUAUCCGAAGCUCAAGAAAGACUUGAUGCCAGACGAGUUGAGCAUGGCCGAUACAUGCAAGAACCAUCAGGAAGAGAUCUUCGUGGUGUCAUGAUGAAAGAAGGCGAAGUCAACGAAUCGCUAUCACGGACAUGGAAGGCUUUGACAUCAUUACAAACUGAGGACCUUGAAGACGAUGUGCUAGAUUUUGCACGCGAGAACAUGCGACUGGAGAUUGACAAGGGACGAGCUGCUGCAAGACCAUCAACCUCAGAUGGUACAGCCUUGGAUGCGGCGAGCCUGUCCAGCACAUCUUUCAACGAUCUUCUAUUUCCUGUGCCGACUUCACUCACAAUGCAUAUUCGCUCACCAUUGGAUCUCUUCAUCUCACGCGCCGACAUGGACCGGUACGCAGCGCUCAACGCCUAUCUCCUGAGUCUCCGACGUGCACACAUGCGUCUGUCCAAUUUAUGGCGAGAAUCUGGCUCUAGACGUGCAGCCGCAAAUCCUCCUCGUCUGAGUGCUGAAGCCAAACAACUAGCACAUUCUCGCAGUACCUCCCAACGCAAAGUCUGGGCCACAUGCAGUGCAGCUGUCUUUCUGUUAUCAGAGACCACAGCAUACUUCGAAGGCGAGCUAAUCACAAGCUCUUGGGAUACCUUCUAUUCAUGGGCUACAUCACAGCAUCACGAUCCCGAAACGCUAGGACGAGCUCAUCGCUCAUUCCUUGCUGCGCUAUCAUAUGUCAUCCUACUCACGGAUGCAGCAUACACACGCGCUCUUCGCGACCUGCUCACCCACAUUGACGCCCUAGUUGCUCUAUUUGGCCAAUUACAACGACUGCAACAAUCAUCCAGCCUCGGCGUCGGUGGAACAGAUUUUCUCGACGACGAAGAAGCAGAAGUAGCACGCGAGUUGGACCGUUCCCGCAAGCGUGUAGACACGGCACUCAAAGACGUGGUUGCAAGGCUACGUCAACUGGACCACGAGCGUCUGGGUGCAGCUAGAUACCUCCAACUUGAUACUCAAGAAUCAGGCUUCGAGGUGUGGCGUGGCGGUGGUGUGGAUAGACUGCUGAUGAAAUUGGACUUUGGCAGGAUGGCUGGCGGGGAGGAGUAUAUCGUUUAG